CGAAAUUGUUUAGCGCGUAGGUCGAAAGAAUUGGUCUACGACCGAAGAUAAUCUUGAGAUGGACAAUUUAAUAGCAGAUGUAUCAGACAUUGACUUUAUUAUUGAGAGCCAACUAGAAAAUCAAAUUGGAUUAGGAUGUCUGCCUUUUUCAAAUAUGAACAAGUCCGGUGCUGGCGUUUGUCGUUUUUUUAUUACUAAUCAAUGUCCCCUUAAUAAUUUAUGUCCUUUGAGACAUAUCAAAGCUGACAGAACAGUUGUAUGCAAACAUUGGCUUCGCGGAUUGUGCAAAAAAGGAGAUGACUGUGAGUUCCUACACGAAUAUGAUAUGACUAAAAUGCCAGAAUGUUACUUUUUUUCGAAAUUUGGAGAGUGUAUGAACAAAGAAUGUCCAUUUCUUCACAUUGACCCCGCUUCUAAAGUACAGGAUUGCCCCUGGUAUGAUAGAGGGUUUUGCAGAAACGGUCCUUUGUGCCGGAAUCGACAUGUUAGACGAGUAGCGUGCAAAAACUACAUAAAUGGUUUUUGUCCCAAAGGACGUGAAUGUAAAUAUGCGCACCCUAUAUGGUGGCCCCUUCCAGGAAGUGAUCAAGAUACACAGAAAAGCCGCUGGAUAUGUCACUACUGCAAUGAACGUGGACACAAAAUACAAUUUUGCCUCAAACUAUCACCUGAAGAACGUCUUCGACUACAGGAGCAGCAGCGAAUGCAGAAUAUUAGCACUGGCGGCGCGGCGUUACCUCAACAAGGUGUUAAUCCCGGGUCUCGUUUUGUUUCAGAACGUCUCAAGUUCGGCGGCCUUAUGGGGACCUCACAGGCAGCUCCUACUGGACCUCGACAAGGCCCACAAAAACCACUUGACGAAGUGACGUGUUUCAAAUGUGGAGAGAAAGGACAUUAUGCGAACCGAUGCAACAAAGGUUACUUAGCAUUUCUCAGUAAGGUUUCACUACAACCUCAUGAAAUGGAGAGUGCUCGUGGCUGAUGCAAAUGUGGAACUGGGAACCGGUGUAUUAUAACCUGUACAGCUCUUAUCUACAUGUUUUAUUAUUUUCUAAUUAAUGAAGCUAAAUUUCUAUAAACCACGUUCUAGCUUUUGACUGUACUAGCCUCUUAGAAAAUGAAUAGGUAGCGACUUCUCAGAAGUAAAAAGCCGUAAUUAUCGGUACUUGUCAGUAAAGUGUAUCUGAAGUUUUGAAAACUAACUUCCUCUAAGAAUCCCCAUAAAAGAAUUUCUGUCCGAAAGUUUUAAACGCUUGUUUGCCAGUCAUCUUCCAUGUAGCUCAAAUGACCUUCACUCCCAGUCCAUAUGGUAGUUUGGAGUUUAAGUUGGUCAUUAUUCCCGGUUAUGAAAAAACCUUUUAUUGUUACAACUUCGAAUGAAACAUUUGUUUUCCGAACGUCUAACUACACACGAGCCGAAAGAAAUCCUUAGACGUUCAGUUCAUACAAAGUUUAAGCAUUAAAUUAGUUCCCGCUAAAUUUUUAGAUAUCUUUGCCAAUGCACGAUAUUAACUUUCUUUAUUUAUCAAACUGACUAUUAAUUCUACAUAUUGGUAGGUUUGGUCAAUUAGAAAACAUUAUAUUUGUGGUCAGUUAAUGACAUGGUACCACGGUAUUGUAGACUACUGAAUAGAACUGGCAUGUCGAACCAUAACGAAUCUCCAUUUGGGGUCCUGGAGAUGGUACAACUUGAUGGCUUAAGAUGUUAUCAAAUAUAGCUCAAAAUAGAAUCCACUGACGAUUACAAUGUAGUUUCGUGUCACUUCAUAAGUUAAGUGAACUCGAUUGGAUGGUUUCUUUUUUGGAUGUAUUAAAAAUUGAAUUAUAUCUUACUAUAUACUAUUUUUUAUCCAUUUAUUUAAUUAUUGUACUGCUAUUUCCUCCCCUAUUUUUUUGUGGUGCGGUUUUUGUCCUAUACUGUACUCGGAUUCGUAUGCAUGCAAUGAAUAAAAAAUAAAAUUAUAAUCGGAUUAAACAGCUUAAAUUGUUUUCCUGUAGUAGUGUGAUCCAACUUAGUAUAUUGUGUUAGUUAUAUUUCAACAGUUGAGAUCAUGAACCAAUUGAGGCUAGACCACCGUGGAAAACCUGAAAGCACUGGAAGGCAGUUUUGUCCUAUUGUGGGACUCCUCAGCAGUGCGCAUUCACGAUCCCGCCUCGCGAGGUUCGAACCCAGGACCUAUC
Schistosoma rodhaini is the source of this 2181-nucleotide messenger RNA. The record is from the annotation of a GenBank genome assembly. NCBI's taxonomy places the organism in Eukaryota, Metazoa, Platyhelminthes, Trematoda, Strigeidida, Schistosomatidae.